This is a messenger RNA of Eucalyptus grandis, 1746 nucleotides long. Its product is annotated as SNF2 domain-containing protein CLASSY 3-like. The coding region runs from base 1 to 1746 and encodes 581 amino acids. The transcript is spliced from 2 exons. The record is from RefSeq and is a predicted model, not a curated record. Gene Ontology annotation, molecular function: ATP-dependent chromatin remodeler activity; ATP binding. Gene Ontology annotation, biological process: gene silencing by siRNA-directed DNA methylation. Lineage: Eukaryota; Viridiplantae; Streptophyta; Magnoliopsida; Myrtales; Myrtaceae.
AUGCCACUCAACAGAGGGAAUCUGUCUUUGUCUGGAGAGGAUUGUCUUCAGCCUUCUGGAGAUGACUCUGACAAACUCUCUCAUCAGAGCGGCUCUGUUUUGGAUCUCAUCCCCUGUGACAGCAGUAAAAUGUAUCCGCACCAGCUGGAGGGAUUUGAGUUUAUGUGGAAGAACAUAGCAGGGUCUACUGAUCUAAAAGACUUGUCCAACUCUGAGCCUAACGACGUUGGUGGGUGCAUCAUAUCUCACGCUCCAGGCACAAGAAAGACUUGCAUGACCAUACUUUUUCUGCACACGUAUCUCAGACUCUUCCCCAAUUCCCGGCCUGUGGUUAUUGCUCCUGCGAGCUUGCUUCUCACUUGGGAAGAAGAGUUCAAGAAGUGGAACAAGAAAUGGGACACCAGCAUUUUAUUCCACAACUUGAAUAAUCCGGAUUUCUCCGGGGCAGAAAAUCCAGAAGCUGUGAGGAUGGUGGAGGCAAAUAGCCACCUCAUGCGAUGUAACGAUGUGAUGCGGGUGAUCAAGGUCUAUUCCUGGAGUAAGAACAGCAGCAUACUAGGCAUAAGUUACAAUCUGCGUGAGAAGCUUGCAGUACACAAUAGGAAAGGCACAAAGGAUCCAGUGAAGAAGGAAAAGAUUGAAAAGAAAGAUGAAGAGAUGAGAAAGAUUCUUCUUGAUUUGCCGGGUGUAGUGGUUCUUGACGAAGGGCACACGCCGCGAAAUCAGAGGAGCAGCAUUUGGAAGCUUCUGCUGAAACUUCGGACUGAGAAGAGGAUCAUCCUCUCGGGCACCCCUUUCCAGAAUAACUUUCUAGAGCUGUAUAACACCUUGUGCUUAGUGAGACCCACAACGGCCAAUGAACUACCCCUGAGUCUCAAGAAAUUCUGCCAGACAACACAGUGGAAAAGAGCUAAAACAGAUGAUAUCAAUUCCCUUGUUCAGCCACAUGACAAAGUGGCUGAUGAUGCAAUUGUGAAUCUCCGGUCUAUCAUGGCUCCGUUUGUUCAUGUUCACAAAGGCAUUCUUAAAGAGAAUCUUCCUGCGAAUGAAAAACCUCUCAUCUGUCAUGAGCGUCAGAAGCUUGAAGAUCUGAAGACUAACACAGAUGCUGGGAUAAAGACGAGGUUCCUAGUGGAGUUAAUCCAGCUCAGCAAAGCACUCGGUGAGAAGGUUCUGGUUUUCAGCCAAUACAAAGAGCCAUUGUCCUUCAUCAGUGACCAACUGAGAUUGACUUUCCAGUGGUCCUCCCAAGGAAAAGAGCUUCUACACAUGCAUGGGAGCCUCAAUCUGAGGGAACGCCAACGUUUGAUUGGAAAAUUCAACAACCCACAGAGCCAAGCAAGAGUAAUGUUAGCUUCGACUAAGGCUUGCUCUGAGGGCAUAAGUCUAGUCGGAGCAUCGAGAGUUGUCUUGCUUGACGUGGUUUGGAAUCCUUCGGUUGAAAGGCAAGCAAUCAGCCAUGCCUUCAGAAUUGGCCAGGAGAAGGUAGUCUAUACCUACCAUCUGAUCACGAAAGGAACCACGGAAUGUAACAAGUUCAGCCAACAGAUGGAGAAAGAAAGAUUGUCCAAGCUGUUUUUCUCCCCAGCUGACAAGGAAAUUGGUGAUGGAAGAAUGUCCAGUCUGGUUGCUGAAGACAGAAAAUUGGAGGAGAUGACUUCCAGCAAAAACUUAAAGGAUAUGUUUGAUCAGAUACUUUACCAUUCCAAUGCAUUUGAGAACUUUGACUCUGAUGCCACCCCAUGA